AUGGUUCGAAGGCAUGAGGUGGAAUUGUAUAAUGGCACACGACAUUCACACGACAAUCACGAGGAGGAGAACAAGCUUGAAAUGGAUUGGAAAAUGUUAUUUGUUCUCGCAAUCGAUCUCCUCAACCCAUCCCCAGCUGCUGAGGCACGCAAGCACAAGCUCAAGCAACUUGUCCCAGCCCCAAGAUCCUUCUUCAUGGAUGUUAAGUGCCCAGGAUGCUUCACCAUCACCACUGUCUUCAGCCACGCCCAAACCGUUGUCAUCUGCGCUGGAUGCUCAACUGUUCUCUGCCAACCAACAGGUGGUAAGGCUCGUUUGACUGAGGGCUGCUCUUUCAGAAGAAAGUAGAUCAGAUAUAUUCUUGCUACUUUUCUUUUGGCUUCGUCUUUUCGGUUAAUGGCAAUGGCUCAAUGAGGGUUUAGACAUGGCUCUAGUUUUCGAUACGCAAUUUGAUGGAUAGAAGAUGGACCUCACCCAAAAUUCCUUGCGAAAGAUCGAUGCAACAAGCAGCAGAGGGGCGUUUGGGAAAAUCCGGAUAUCUUGCAUCAAAUCAAAAACGAUUCCCUCAUAAAAUUUGAUUUAUUUUCGUGUGUACGAGUCGUUUGUGAUAUGAUUGAUCGCGAACGUAAAUACCUCCAUUGGUGGAUAUGAACGGCAGGAAAUGACGAUUCUACGAAUAUUCACGAUGAUAGAACGACCUGGAGUUGCGAGAACUUGGAUUGUCUCUUGAGGGCCUCGACAUAUUCUCA
Molecule: messenger RNA, 749 nt
Organism: Botrytis fragariae
Lineage: Eukaryota; Fungi; Ascomycota; Leotiomycetes; Helotiales; Sclerotiniaceae
Product: putative 40s ribosomal protein s27 protein
Exons: 3
Coding region: 1-348 (115 amino acids)
Biological process (GO): translation; ribosomal small subunit assembly
Cellular component (GO): cytosolic small ribosomal subunit; ribosome
Molecular function (GO): RNA binding; structural constituent of ribosome
Source: RefSeq, a predicted model, not a curated record